Messenger RNA from [Candida] anglica, 1917 nucleotides. The record is from the annotation of a GenBank genome assembly. Lineage: Eukaryota; Fungi; Ascomycota; Pichiomycetes; Serinales; Debaryomycetaceae.
CACAAAUUAAUUCAAAAUGGGAAAACAUUGGGGCUACGAUAAAAAUGAAGACCUUGUCCUUUCAAACCUCAAGGCAUUGGUCAGACUGAACCCUGCGGUUCGGUUAAUCCCCGACGAGAAGGUGGUGUACAACCCAAACACCACUGCCGCCGAUAAGGUGACGAUAAUUUCUGGCGGAGGUGCCGGUCAUGAACCGUUGCACGCCGCGUAUGUUGGGGAAAACAUUUUGGAUGGUGCGGUGAGUGGCGCAAUUUUUGCGUCUCCGUCCACAAAACAGAUAAUGGCUGCAAUUCGCAAGUGUACCAACACCAAGAAGAAUGGCACCCUUAUUGUGGUGAAGAACUACACCGGGGACAUUCUCCACUUUGGGUUGGUGGUUGAGCGGGCCAAGGCCGAGGGCUACACGGUGGAGAUGUUGGCCGUGGCAGACGAUGUAGCUGUAGGUAGAGAGCAGAACAAGAUGGUGGGUCGUAGAGGUUUGGCCGGAACCGCCCUAGUUCACAAGUGUGUUGGGGCCGCCUCCACUGCGGGUGCCAGUUUGGAGUCCAUUGUAGACUUGGGUAGGGCCAUUAAUGAGAACUUGGUCACCCUUGGAGCGUCCUUGGACAGAACUUCUGUUCCUGGAAAGCAAGGAGGACACGACGACGAUGAGGAUGAAGAGGAACAUACUGGACCCAAUGAAGCCGAGUUGGGGUUGGGUAUUCAUAACGAACCGGGUCAUAGACUCAAGCCAAUCCCCAAGAUUGACGAUCUUUUGAAAGAUAUGUUUGAAAAAUUGCUUUCUCCAAAGGAUACCGACCGUCAUUAUGUAGACUUUGACCACGAAAACGAUGACUAUGUCUUGCUUAUCAACAACAUCGGAGGCACCUCGACCCUCGAGUUGUAUGUCAUUGCGGAACAUGUCAUCCAAACCAUCCCACUCAAACGGAAACCAACCAGAAUCCUCAUCUCCGACUUUGUCACGUCUCUCAGCGCUCCUGGAUUCUCGGUAACCUUGUUGAAUUUGACCAAGGCGGGAGGAAAGGCUAAGGAUUUCUCCUCAGAAGAUAUCGUGUCGUUUUUGGAUAAGCCAACCGAUGCCCCUGGUUGGAAACCAAAGCUGUACGACUCCAAGUUGUGGGAAAGUAGUGCUGGCGAUUCCUCCUUUGAUGAAAAGUCUCCAAUGGCUAACCAUGACCCCACUGUCACUUCAUCGCUUGAAGUGGACCCCAAGGUCUUUGAACUGGCCAUUAAGGCUUCCUUGUCGAAGCUUUUGGAAAUGGAACCAAAGAUCACUCACUAUGACACCCAGGUGGGAGACGGUGAUUGUGGAGAAACUUUGGCUGCCGGUGCAAACUCCAUCUUGUCGUGCUUGGAAAAGGGAGAAUUACAAUUGAAGGAUCCAGUGGCAACCUUAUCCAAAAUCACAGAAUUGGUUGAAGAUAGCAUGGGUGGAACCUCUGGUGGGAUCUAUUCUAUUUUCUUGACUGCAUUGGUGAAAAACCUCCAAAAGGCAGAACUGGUAACUGCAUUGACCUUGGGAGAAGCUUUCCAUGGCGCCUUGUAUGAUGGCCUUUUCAAGUACACCAAGGCUCGUGUGGGAGGUAGAACUCUUGUGGAUACCUUGCAGCCAUUUGUAGACUCCUUGAAGGAACAUGGGGAUCUUUCCAAGGCCGUCCAAGAAGCCAAGCGUGGAUGUGACUCUACAACAGACUUACAGGCAAAGUUUGGAAGAGCAAGUUAUGUAUCUGACGAAGAAUUUAAGGACAAGGAUGGAGGUAUUCCAGAUCCUGGUGCCGUUGGUUUGUUGGCAAUGAUCGAGGGAUUUGCUGAAGGAUUGAAAUGAGAUAAUGAAAGACACCUUAUUUGAAUAUAUCUAGUUAUAUAGUUUAAUGAGAUUUUUAGUGGAAGAGGGAUAGUAGACUUGAGGUGUUAAGC